AUCAUCAACCAUCACCACUUUCAACCAAUUUUCAUCAACCAACUCAUUCACAAUGUCCAACCCUAAGGUCUUCUUCGAUGUCUCCAUCGGCGGUGCUCCCGCUGGAAGAAUAAUCAUGGAAUUGUUCCAGGAUCAAGUACCGAAGACCGCUGAGAACUUCCGCGCUCUCUGCACCGGCGAGAAGGGCACCGGCCGCUCUGGCAAGCCCCUCCACUACCAGGGCUCUUCCUUCCACCGUGUCAUCCCCCAGUUCAUGCUCCAGGGUGGUGACUUCACCCGCGGCAACGGCACCGGUGGUGAGUCCAUCUACGGCGAGAAGUUCGAGGACGAGAACUUCAACCUGAAGCACACUGGCCCCGGUAUCCUCUCCAUGGCCAACGCUGGACCCGGAACCAACGGCUCGCAGUUCUUCAUCUGCACCGUCAAGACCUCUUGGCUCGACGGCAAGCACGUUGUCUUCGGCCAGGUCGUCGAGGGCCUUGACGUCGUCCAGGCCGUCGAGCGCGUCGGCUCCUCCAGCGGCAAGACCGCUAAGACCGUCACCAUCGAGAAGUCCGGCCAGUUGUAAACAAGAGUUGCAGCUGUGGGGUGCUCUGGCAGUGCGCAAUGUCAAUUUAGGUGACUCUAACGACACACAAAAGUAUCACGAGGUGAACGACGUGACGACAUGGAGCGGCAUGGAUUAGUCGUAGUACUGUAGUGGGAAAUGACACAUCAAUGCAUGCUUCA
Parastagonospora nodorum SN15 is the source of this 729-nucleotide messenger RNA. RefSeq lists its product as hypothetical. Gene Ontology annotation, biological process: protein peptidyl-prolyl isomerization; protein folding. Gene Ontology annotation, cellular component: intracellular membrane-bounded organelle. NCBI's taxonomy places the organism in Eukaryota, Fungi, Ascomycota, Dothideomycetes, Pleosporales, Phaeosphaeriaceae. Gene Ontology annotation, molecular function: peptidyl-prolyl cis-trans isomerase activity. Bases 53 to 568 code for a protein of 171 amino acids. The record is from RefSeq and is a predicted model, not a curated record. The transcript has 5 exons.